AUGGCAAGAUCUGGAGCCCGCAACCAGACUGCACAAGUCCGGCCGUCGACCAGCUCGCCGCCGCAGCAGCUCCCCGGUGCCCCAACGAGUUCAUGCGUCAAUCCCUCUCCACAACCACAACAGUUCCCUGGCGCCCCGGCGAGCUCCUCCGCCAACCCAUGGACACCGCCGCACUUCUACCCGAGCGCCUCGAUGAGCUCCUCCGCCAACCCUUCUCUGAAUCAAUGGAGGCCAUUGUAUACCCCUGCACCCGAUGGUUUGCUUGGUUUUGGACAAUUCUCACCAAUGCAUCCAUAUAAUUUCCAAUCACAGCCAAUGCACCACCAUGAACAAGGACAUCAGAUGAUGGAGAAUUUGCACUUUGUUGGUACUUCCCAACAUGAUUCUUUCUCAACACCACCACCACCACCGCACCCUAAAACUUCAACUCGGUCUGCUCCUGCAAAAGUGAAUCCAACUUCUUCCAAAAGGAAAAGGAAGGUCAUCACUGUUGAUGAUGAUGAACCAAGUGAAAGGACCGCACACCGUCUGUCCUAUACACCUGAGGAACAUGUCCGAUUGGCAUCGGCUUGGUUGGAGUGUUCCAUUGAUCCGAUCGAUGGCAAUGGUAAGAAGGGUGAGAAGUUCUGGGAUGACAUUGCUGUUCUGUACAACAGUACCACACCAAUACUUGAUAUUGGCGAGAGUCGUGGGUUUCCUGGCAUGUUAGGAAGUCUUGACUGUAUGCACUGGCGAUGGGAGAAAUGUCCUAUGUCAUGGAAGGGACAAUUUACCAAUGGGUAUAAAGGCGCUCCUACUCUUAUUCUAGAGGCGGUUGCUUCUCAAGAUCUUUGGAUAUGGCAUGCCUUUUUUGGUCUUGCUGGAUCGAACAACGACAUCAACGUGCUUAAUCAAUCCACGUUGUUCAUUGAGCAACUGAAAGGGAAAGCUCCACGGGUAAAUUAUAGUGUCAAUGAGAAGGAAUACCAACUUGGUUAUUACCUUGUAGAUGGAAUAUACCCCGAGUGGGCAGCAUUUGUGAAGUCAAUACCGAUGGCUCAAACGGAAAAGCACAAGUUGUUUGCUCAAUAUCAAGAAGGAGCAAGGAAGGACGUGGAACGUGCUUUUGGCGUGCUCCAGGCCCGAUGGUCCAUUUUACGGCGUCCGGCGCGCUUAUAUGACCGGGGCGAUCUCCACCACAUUAUGAUAGCUUGCAUCAUUCUACACAAUAUGAUCGUCGAUGAUGAAAAAGAAGAGGCGGGCAAUAUUCUUGAUUUGAAUGAAGAAGCAGGAACAUCAAUUGUCCUUCCAUCGGUAUUUACUCAUGGUGACAUGCCAGUUUUUGCCGAGGUACUUGAAAGAGAUGCUAGAAUCCGCAAUCGUCCAACGCAUAGAGCCCUAAAAGAUGAUUUGAUUGAGAAUAUUUGGAAAAAGUUCGGGCCUCAUUAG
Messenger RNA from Lolium rigidum, 1428 nucleotides. RefSeq lists its product as uncharacterized. Lineage: Eukaryota; Viridiplantae; Streptophyta; Magnoliopsida; Poales; Poaceae. The coding region runs from base 1 to 1428 and encodes 475 amino acids. The transcript has 4 exons. The record is from RefSeq and is a predicted model, not a curated record.